AUGCGAAAGUCUUUGUUUCUCUCCGUCUUUCUUUGUGUCUCUCUGUCUCUGUGUGUGUCUCUGUAUGUCUCUCUCUCUGUGUCUCUCUCUCUGUCUCUCUAUCUGUGUCUCUCUCUGUCACUCUCUGUCACUCUCUCUGUAUGUCUCUGUCACUCUCUCUGUAUGUCUCUGUCACUCUCUCUGUAUGUCUCUCUCUCUCUGUGUAUGUCUCUGUCUCUCUCUCUGUGUAUGUCUCUGUCUCUCUCUCUGUGUAUGUCUCUGUCUCUCUCUCUGUGUAUGUCUCUGUCUCUGUGUAUGUCUCUGUCUCUGUGUAUUUCUCUGUCUCUCUGUGUAUUUCUCUGUCUCUCUGUGUAUUUCUCUGUCUCUCUGUGUAUUUCUCUGUCUCUCUGUGUAUUUCUCUGUCUCUCUCUGUGUAUUUCUCUGUCUCUCUCUGUGUAUUUCUCUGUCUCUCUCUGUGUAUUUCUCUGUCUCUCUCUGUGUAUUUCUCUGUCUCUCUCUGUGUAUUUCUCUGUCUCUCUCUGUGUAUUUCUCUGUCUCUCUCUGUAUUUCUCUGUCUCUCUCUGUGUAUUUCUCUGUCUCUCUCUGUAUUUCUCUGUCUCUCUCUGUAUUUCUCUCUCUCUCUGUGUAUUUCUCUGUCUCUCUCUGUCUCUGUAUUUCUCUAUAUAUUUCUCUCUGCAUAUUUCUCUCUCUAUGUCUCUGUCUCUCUGUAUAUUUCUCUCUAUAUAUCUCUGUCUCUCUGUAUAUUUCUCUCUAUAUAUCUCUGUCUCUCUGUAUAUUUCUCUCUCUAUAUCUCUUUCUCUCUCUAUAUCUCUUUUUCUCUGUAUAUUUCUCUCUCUAUAUCUCUUUUUCUCUGUAUAUUUCUCUCUAUAUAUCUCUGUCUCUCUGUAUAUUUCUCUCUAUAUAUCUCUACAAACAGGCGAAUUGUAUUCUUUCUUUUUCUUUCUUUUUUUUUCUUUUUUUUUACCACUUUUUUCCGGGCACAUGUUAAACAUUGUCCCAUAA
Molecule: messenger RNA, 1002 nt
Organism: Acanthosepion pharaonis
Lineage: Eukaryota; Metazoa; Mollusca; Cephalopoda; Sepiida; Sepiidae
Source: the annotation of a GenBank genome assembly